Messenger RNA from Rubroshorea leprosula, 1503 nucleotides. The record is from the annotation of a GenBank genome assembly. Lineage: Eukaryota; Viridiplantae; Streptophyta; Magnoliopsida; Malvales; Dipterocarpaceae.
CUGCUUCCUCAUCGUUCCAGAGAAUUCAAAGUACGAAAUAGUUCGCUUCAGUCUUCAAAUUCACUGGAGUUACAGUCCGAGAAAAUAGAACAUAGGGGAAAUGGCUGAUCGAUUCUUUCCAAAUGAAAUGCCGGACUUUGUGCCGGAAACCACCGCAGGAGAAACGAUCACUUCCAACACCAGAGACUCUCUCACGAAGCUUCUCUACCUUCCCUACAACACACUCUCGGAGAAGCUCAAAAGAUCAGCUCUCGACCUCAAAGAAACAGUGGUCAGGGAGACGUGGGGAUUGGGAGGAAAGCGUGUAAAAGAUUAUACUCUGUACACUGGGGCUCUUGGGACAGCCUUCGUGGUGUUUAAAGCUUACCAGGUUACCAAGAAUGAGAAUGAUCUUAAACUGUGUUGUGAGAUUGUAAAGGCCUGUGAUUAUGCUUCUAGAGAUUCUGGGCAUGUUACAUUCAUUUGUGGGCGGGCUGGUGUUUGUGCUCUUGGUGCUGUGCUAGCAAAGCUUGCUGGUGAUGAGAAGCUGCUGGAUCACUACUUAACACAAUUCAAACAGAUCAAAUGUCCCAGUGAUGUGCCAAAUGAGCUGUUAUAUGGGAGAGUAGGGUUUUUAUGGGCUUGUUCCUUCUUAAACAACCAUAUUGGUGAAGGCACCAUAUCUACCAGGCACAUGAGACAAGUUGCUGAUGAGAUUUUCAAGUCCGGUAGACAAAUGGCAAACAAGGUACGAUGUCCACUAAUGUAUGAAUGGCAUGGAAAGAAGUACUGGGGUGCUGCUCAUGGUCUGGCAGGAAUUAUGCAUGUUUUGAUGGACAUGCAAUUGAAACCAGAUGAAGCAGAGGAUGUCAAGGGCACCCUUCGAUACAUGAUUAAGAAUCGUUUCCCCAGUGGAAAUUACCCAUCAAGUGAAGGAAGUGAAUCAGACCGUCUUGUACAUUGGUGUCAUGGUGCUCCUGGUGUCAGUCUUACCCUUGCAAAGGCAGCUGAGGUUUUUGGAGACAAGGAGUUUCUGCAAGCAGCUGUGGAUGCAGCUGAGGUGGUAUGGAAUCGUGGUCUCCUUAAGCGAGUGGGCAUCUGUCAUGGCAUCAGUGGAAAUGCUUAUGUGUUCCUUUCACUCUAUCGACUAACUGGAGACAUGAAGUACUUGUACAGAGCGAAGGCAUUUGCUUCCUUUCUGCUUGAUAGAGCUGAGAAGCUCAUAUCAGAAGGGAAAAUGCAUGGGGGUGAUCGACCGUAUUCACUGUUCGAAGGUGUUGGUGGAAUGACAUAUCUCUUUUUGGACAUGAGUGAACCCUCCAGGGCAAGGUUUCCUGCCUAUGAAUUUUAAAUUGACUUCAAUGCAAUUAACCAUGUAGUUUUAUUAGAAUGCUCCUAUCUUUUGAUGAGUGUAUCUGUAUGUGUAGGAAACCUUGUUUCUGUUGUAGAUAAAUAUAUGAAUGAGUUUUGCUUUCUCAAAAUUUGUGGCCCGGAAUUCUCUACUUCGCUUUUCAAAGUUCGUUC